CACCACUUCCUUCUUCAGCCGAUGAUCAACUUGGGCUUCUCUCCGUUCUCGCAUUGUCCUUUUCCUCUACUUGUGAGACCGACAUCAAUCUUUCUGUGCCCUCGACGUCCACAAAAAGUCAAGUUUCGCACUGUCAAAAGAAGCAUUGCAAACCAACAGCAAUCAUGGGUAUCCUCGACAUUGUUCCCCCAGGCGUCGUCGCCGGCAAGGACGUCUACAAGGUGUUCGACUACGCCAGACAGAAUAAAUUUGCGAUUCCAGCCUUCAACGUUACCUCUUCAAGCGUUGCCGUCGCUGCUCUUGAGGCUGCCCGCAAUGCCAAGUCCCCCGUGAUCCUGCAAGUCAGCCAGGGCGGUGCCGCCUACUGGGCCGGAAAGACCAUUCCCAACGACAAGCAGCAGGCUUCUAUCGCUGGUGCGCAGGCUGCUGCCGAGCAUAUCCGCGCUAUCGCCCCCCUCUACGGCGUCCCUGUCAUCAUGCACUCGGAUCACUGCGCCAAGAAGCUGCUCCCUUGGUUCGAUGGAAUGCUCAAGGCUGACGAGGAGUACUACAAGAAGAACGGCGUUCCUCUCUUCAGCUCGCACAUGCUCGAUCUCUCGGAGGAGCCCAAAGAAGAGAACAUUGCUAUUUGCAAGAAAUACCUGGAGAAGAUGGCACCGCUAGGCAUCUGGCUUGAGAUGGAGAUCGGUAUCACGGGAGGCGAGGAGGACGGCGUGAACAAUGAGUCGGUGGAGAACUCGCUGCUGUACACGCAGCCAGAGGACAUCUGGGACAUCUACCGCGAGUUCAGCACGAUCACCCCAAACUUCUCGAUCGCAGCUGGCUUUGGCAACGUGCACGGUGUCUACAAGCCGGGCAAUGUCUCACUGCAACCGGAGCUUUUGCGCACGCACCAGGACUAUGUGCGCAAGCAGGUUAAGUCUGACAAGGAGAACCCCGUUUUCCUUGUCUUCCACGGCGGCUCGGGUUCGGAGAAGCACGAGAUUGCGACCGCCGUCGAGAACGGCGUCGUCAAGAUGAACGUCGACACGGACACACAGUUCGCCUACCUGGAGGGCAUCAGGGACUUUGUGCUGAACAAGAAGGACUACCUCAUGAGCCAGGUCGGCAACCCGGACGGUGCGGACAGGCCGAACAAGAAGUGGUACGACCCACGUGUUUGGGUGCACGAGGGCGAAAAGACCAUGUCGAAGCGUUGCCAAAUUGCUUUCAAGGAUCUCGGCUCGGAGGGAAAGCUCUGAGUGCGAACGAGCGAGGCCGACAGGGAAAGAGGCUCUCGGGAAGAUGCAAAGGACAAAGAGGUGUAAUGAGGCGCUUGCUUUGCAGCGCAGACAGAAGCAGUCCUUCACCGGCGUUGCGCUGUCGUGUAGUUAUGUAGUGUCAAAAGAUUCUUGACGAGCAUUUGUAAAAGCUU
Messenger RNA from Tilletiaria anomala UBC 951, 1414 nucleotides. Its product is annotated as putative FBA1-fructose-bisphosphate aldolase. The transcript is spliced from 7 exons. The record is from RefSeq and is a predicted model, not a curated record. NCBI's taxonomy places the organism in Eukaryota, Fungi, Basidiomycota, Exobasidiomycetes, Georgefischeriales, Tilletiariaceae. The coding region runs from base 165 to 1241 and encodes 358 amino acids. Gene Ontology annotation, cellular component: cytosol. Gene Ontology annotation, biological process: gluconeogenesis; glycolytic process. Gene Ontology annotation, molecular function: zinc ion binding; fructose-bisphosphate aldolase activity.